AUGACAGCUACUAUGAGGAUGCUCACUUAUGGAGUAGCAGCAGAUUCGGUGGAUGAUUAUGUGAGAAUUGGUGAAAGUACCACCAUAGAGAGUCUAAAAUACUUUGUUAAGGCGGUGGUUGCAAUGUUUUCUGAGAGGUACUUGAGGAGCCCUAACAACGAUGAUAUUUCAAGAUUAUUAGCGAUGGGAAGCAAUCACGGGUUUCCUGGUAUGUUAGGGAGCAUUGAUUGCGUGCAUUGGAACACGGAAAGAUCUCAUAACGACAUCAAUGUAUUAGAUCGUUCUUCUGUAUUUUCACUCCUUACUCAAGGUCGUGCUUCUCCAGUCAGUUACUCAAUCAAUAGAAAUGAUUAUACAAUGGGAUACUAUCUUGCCGAUGAAUUGGCAAUGAAGGAUGUUGAGCGAGCAUUUGGUGUGCUCCAAGCACGUUUCGUGAUUGUGCAAGGACUUGCACGUUUUUGGAAAACGGAAAUAAUGGAAGAUAUGAUGAUGACAUGUAUAAUAAUGCAUAAUAUGAUUGUUGAAGAUGAGAGGGAUGCCAAUGGAAUAGACUUUAAUUAUGAUACAAUUAGUGAAAGUCUUCCACUAGUGUCUCAUGAGCGUACACCAAAACUUUUUGAAUUCAUUCAAAAUCAUCGUCGUAUCAGAGAUAGAGGAACUCACUCCAAACUCAAACAGGACUUGGUCGAACACUUGUGGACACUACAUGGAGACUCCUUGUGA
Molecule: messenger RNA, 723 nt
Organism: Camellia sinensis
Lineage: Eukaryota; Viridiplantae; Streptophyta; Magnoliopsida; Ericales; Theaceae
Source: RefSeq, a predicted model, not a curated record